Molecule: messenger RNA, 1985 nt
Organism: Bombus terrestris (buff-tailed bumblebee)
Lineage: Eukaryota; Metazoa; Arthropoda; Insecta; Hymenoptera; Apidae
Product: beta-catenin-like protein 1
Exons: 10
Coding region: 214-1950 (578 amino acids)
Cellular component (GO): spliceosomal complex
Molecular function (GO): protein binding
Source: RefSeq, a predicted model, not a curated record
UUUUAAUCAAAAAUAAAACAAUUCUUGUCUGCUUGAAUGAAACGGAAACUACUGACAUCUUUAGGUUUAAAUCGUAUAUAAGACAUUUUUGUAAGUCAAUGAAAUUUAUGUUGUGGGUUAUUUAUGACCAUGAUAUAUAUUGGCUGAGAAUAAUAACCAAAUUGUGUUUGUCGCAUGUAAUACCUUCUAAAAGAAAAUCUAUCGUUCUUACAAAUGGAUAUCGGUGAAUUAUUAUCGUACAAACCACCAAAUACACCGAAACGACCAGUAGCAGGAGAAGAAGAUGAUGAAGAUGAGUGGGAAAAUGCUAAGAAACCUAAAAGAGUAAUUAAAACUCCAUAUCAUGCACGUCAAAGGCAACAGAGAGAAAUCGAAGUGACUCCAGUUAGAAGCAGUGAACCCCCUACACCUAUCAGAGCUGCUUUACCUUCACCAGCAAAUGAUGUUGUUGAACCACAGCUGACAGAGAAAGAAAAGCAAGAUAUUUUAAAAUACGUAGAAACUGAGGCUCCAGAAAUAGAGGCAUUAGAUGAAGCAACAUUAAAGAGAAUGGUUCUUCUAUUUGAAAAAAGGGCUCUUAGGAACCAAGAAAUGAGAGUAAAAUUCCCUGAUCAACCAGAAAAAUUUAUGGAAUCAGAAGUAGAACUGCAUGAAACUCUCCAAGAACUUCAUGUCGUUGCAACAAAUCCAGAUCUAUAUCCUUUAAUGGUGGAGUUAGGUGCUGUACCUUCACUGCUUGAAUUAUUAUCUCAUGAGAAUACGGAUAUAGCAGUUGGUGUAGUGGACCUUUUGCAAGAAUUAACAGAUGUAGAUAUUUUACAUGAAAGCCAAGAAGGUGCUGAUACAUUGAUUGAUGCUUUAUUAGAACAACAAGUUUGUGCUCUUCUUGUACAAAACUUAGAGCGACUGGAUGAAUCAGUAAAGGAAGAAAGUGAUGGAGUUUAUAAUACUCUAGCUAUUUUUGAGAAUCUUUUAGAGUUUAGGCCAGAACUGUGUGGGGAUGCAGGGAAACAAGGAUUAAUGCAAUGGCUCCUAAGGAGAAUCAAAGCAAAAACACCAUUUGAUGCUAAUAAGCUUUAUGCUAGUGAACUUUUAUCUAUUCUUUUGCAAAACACACCAGAGAAUAGGUUACUUCUUGGUGAACUUGAUGGAAUUGAUGUGUUAUUACAACAAUUAGCGUAUUACAAAAGACACGAUCCUCAAACAGCUGAGGAGCAAGAAAUGAUGGAAAAUUUAUUCAAUGUUUUAUGUUCAAGUUUAAUGGCAACUGUAAACAGAGAUAGAUUUUUAAGGGGAGAAGGACUGCAACUUAUGAAUUUAAUGUUGCGAGAAAAAAAAAUGUCUAGGAAUGGUUCUCUUAAAGUAUUAGAUCACGCCAUGAAUGGCCCAGAUGGAAAAGAUAAUUGUAGUAAAUUUGUUGAUAUUCUCGGAUUGAGAACAAUAUUUCCAUUAUUUAUGAAAACACCAACAAAAAAUCGGAAGAGAAUGCUUACAGCGGAAGAACACGAAGAACAUGUAGUAUCAAUUAUAGCAAGUAUGCUGAGGAAUUGUAAAGGCCAACAACGUCAAAGAUUGUUGAGUAAAUUUACGGAAAAUGAUUACGAGAAAGUGGAUCGAUUGAUGGAGCUCCAUUUCAAAUAUCUUGAAAAAGUGGAGGAAGUUGAAAAAAAUACAAAGGAAGAUGAAGAUGAAGAAGAAUCGUACCUGAGAAGAUUAGAUGGUGGAUUGUUUAUUUUACAAUUAGUAGAUUAUGUAUUAUUAGAGGCGUGUACCGGUUGUCCACCGGCAGUUAAACAACGAGUAACACGAAUUUUAGCUCAAAGAAGAGCUUCUUUAAAAACUAUAAGGCAUAUCAUGCGAGAAUACGCGGGAAAUCUUGGCGAUGCUGGAGAUUCGGAAUGGAGAGAAGCAGAGCAACAACAUAUAUUGCAAUUAAUCGAUAAAUUUUGAUGUAUACUUUUUAAUGAAAGAGUUAAAAACUUUAA